ACCUCGAUUAGGAAACUGAAUCCUCUAUGCUGAAAACUCGAGUUCUUAAAUAGCAAAAUAGUUAACCUGAAUAAUACUUCUAAAUAAAUAAUAACUAAAAUCUUAAGGAAAUAUAAAAGUCUUGCUAAAGGAUAACAAAUGUAAAAAUUUUGUUGGUAGCCCAUACUCGUAAAAACCUAUCUUUCUAACAAAAAAUUGUUUUUGUUGAAUGUUUGGUGAAUUGUGGUUGAGGAAAUUGAUGUUUGAUAUUUAAUGGGAUUAGGUAUGAUGCAGUGAGUUUUUUGAAGUAUUUGGAUACACUGAGAGUAUCAGAGAGCUUCAGAUCUGUUUGGCUAUUUGCAGAGUCCAGCUAUAAGAUAUUUGACUAUGCAAAGAAGCGGGUUUACCGCAUAAUCAAGUCAAGUGAUGUGAAAUCAAAUGGGCAGGAUCAGAGUGCAAUGAGCAAAAAGAGGAAAUCAAAGGAGAGGGAGGAUAAUGAGAAACUUGCAGUUGGUGGUACGACAGCAAUUGCUAGUGGAAUUGCUCUUGAGGAAGUCUUGGAGGAGGCACCAAAAUGGAGGGUGUUAAGAGGGGUUCUUGAAGAGAUAUAUGAGGAAAGACAAAAGCAAGCUUUGUUGGGGGAAGAAUAUCUGGUUGAAGGUCAAGAUGAUGACAAUGGCGUUGUUCUAGUGGCAUGCAAAGAUGAACAUUCAUGCAUGCAGCUUGAAGAUUGCAUAACUAAUGGCCCAGAGAAGCCGGCUGUUACCAAUUUCCUGGCAGAAUAGAGGGCUCGAGGGAUGUGCAGUCUUCAUCUGUAAAAGAGUUACUUUAAUAAGUUUUUUUAGAAAAAAGUGUUAAUACUAUAAAUCUAACUAUAUUGUGGAUUA
This is a messenger RNA of Carica papaya (papaya), 866 nucleotides long. The record is from RefSeq and is a predicted model, not a curated record. Lineage: Eukaryota; Viridiplantae; Streptophyta; Magnoliopsida; Brassicales; Caricaceae.